GAGCUUGCCUCCAGCCUCGGUAGCCAUUGACGCCUGUGUAAGACUGCUGACAGUAGCGCCUGAUUGCGUCAGUGAUACGGAUAAGGGGCUUUGCUAGAAAUGGUUUUUGUCGCUCAUGCCAAAAGGGUGGACAAGACUGUAGAUACGUUCUCAUGAAACGCAAGAAUUCCAGCUAUUUGGUGAACAUGUUGUUAGUGCUGCUGGUUUCUGCUGCCUUAACCAGCACAUUGUUGACAGUUGUGCCGUGGCCAGUCAUGCGACCUGAAAUUAGCGAUCGCGGCGUUCAUACCACAGCGCUUGAUGCCGUGCGAGAUUGACCAAGGCUAGAGACUUCUUUUGAGCAGCCUGACUAGUACUAGAGAGGUUCGAUGACUGCGCCGAGGCGCGCCUGGGCUAGUUCAGGGGUAGGA
Messenger RNA from Protomyces lactucae-debilis, 410 nucleotides. RefSeq lists its product as uncharacterized. Bases 153 to 317 code for a protein of 54 amino acids. The transcript has a single exon. The record is from RefSeq and is a predicted model, not a curated record. NCBI's taxonomy places the organism in Eukaryota, Fungi, Ascomycota, Taphrinomycetes, Taphrinales, Protomycetaceae.